AUGUCUCCAAUUCGCGUCGGUCUCAUCGGUCUUUCCACCGGCUCAAAGAGCACCAGCUGGGCUAGCACAGCUCAUCUGCCAUACCUUCUUUCCGAGCAAGGCAAAGCCCACUACGAAAUCAAGGCUCUGUGCAACUCAUCCGUCGAAAGCGCAAAGAAAUCCAUUGAGCACUACAAGCUUCCCAAGGACACCAAGGCCUACGACUCCUCUGCAGACCUCGCCAAUGACAAGGACAUUGACUUGGUAGUCUGCAUUGUUGGUGUUGAGGGACACUACAAGUUGCUCAAGCCUGUUGUCGAGGCUGGCAAGAAUGUCUACACCGAAUUGCCUCUGGCGUCCAACAUGGAUCAGAUCAGAGAGCUGGUUACUCUUGCUGAGAAGAAGGGCGUCAAGACUAUGUUUGGCUCACAAGGCCAAUCUGCUCCUGUUGUUAAGGCCUUGCAGAAAGUCAUUGCUGAGGGCAAGAUUGGAAAGGUAUUGAGUACACAGCUCAGUGGUUGCACUGGUAUUGGUGGUGGCGCGGCUAUCCCUGAGGGAUUCAAGUAUAUUAUUCAGAGAAAGGCUGGUGGUAACCAUGCUACUAUCUUCUUCCUGCACAGUUUCACCUGCCUGCUCGAACUCUUCGGCGAACUCGAGUCCUUCGACGUCAUCAUGGGCGUCGAGCGUCCCAAAGUCAACCUGAUCGAUCCUUCCAACCAAGGCAAAGUCGUCGGCACAAUCGACAGAGACACACCCGACAACAUUGCCAUGCAAGGUCGCUUCCAAAACGGCACACUGCUCAACUACGAUCUUCGUGCUGCUGCUCCUUUCCCUGGCGAGCCUGGCUUGCGCUGGACCGUCAUUGGCGAAAAGGGCGAUAUUCUUGUCACCUGCCCUGCUGCUAUGUUUGAUAUCAACCAUGAAGGUGUCAAGAUUCAGUUGCAUGAGCAAGGCAAGGAUAAAGCCGAGCCUAUCGAGUUGCCUGCCGAUGACUUGGCAAACCUCAAGCAUCCUGCGCAGAAUGUGGGUAGACUUUACGAUGCCUACGCUAAGGGUAACACUAAAGGCUACUGCGACUGGAACUUGGCACUUAAGCGCCACGAACUGAUUGAAGAAAUGUUCCAAAGAGGAGACAGCAACAAGCCUUUUGGCGAAAAGGCUGCUUACAUCUCCAAGUUUGGCGGCAGCAAGUCGUCAUUGUCUGGAUCCAUUCAAGGCAGUACUGCAGAAGUUGAUGCCGAUGCUCAAGGAACCAUUCUUGCUGAUAGAGAAGUCAAGCCCAAGGAGAUCACUCGUGAGGCCGGUGCUGGAGGUGCUCAGACUACAGCUCAGAGUCUUGAAGCAGAGGGCUUUGGCGCUUCAUCGGGUCCUAACGAUUUGAGCAGAAAUGGAGGUAAUCGUGAUCUUGCCUCGUAA
Aureobasidium melanogenum CBS 110374 is the source of this 1395-nucleotide messenger RNA. RefSeq names its product NAD(P)-binding protein. The record is from RefSeq and is a predicted model, not a curated record. Gene Ontology annotation, molecular function: nucleotide binding. The coding region runs from base 1 to 1395 and encodes 464 amino acids. The transcript has 3 exons. Lineage: Eukaryota; Fungi; Ascomycota; Dothideomycetes; Dothideales; Saccotheciaceae.